Messenger RNA from Lactuca saligna, 478 nucleotides. Lineage: Eukaryota; Viridiplantae; Streptophyta; Magnoliopsida; Asterales; Asteraceae. The record is from the annotation of a GenBank genome assembly.
GUUUCUUCCAGCUGAUGUCGCCUCUUUCGUUGCUCUCCUACAUCACAACCCAACUUCGUUGCUGCCAUUAACCCAUCUAUCUAAGCCUAAUGUGUCACUCUUAACAACCACCAUCUUUCAGGUCUGCCUCAAUCUAAGGUCCAAGAAAUUGGUAAUAUGUUUUAUGGGGAUACAACAAGAGUAAAUGCAAAACCAGAUUUUCAAGGUUUUGUGCAAGUUUGCACUAAAGACACUAAAGACUAAACCUGUCCUUGAGCAAGUGUUUCUUAUCACCACUUCUAGAUUUGAGGCUGAUUUCAACGACGAGAGAGAGUCAAUUGUAGCUAUUAGAGAAAUAUUGAACCAUCCUCGUGGAUAUGCUAGGGACUUUCACGCAUGUUUUCUAUGGGUUCUAAUGAUAUCGUUCCUGGUUGGCGGCUUAGGUGGUUUAUCACCACAGAUUCUAAUGAAAAGUGGAUGCUUGCAACACGUUGUGUAA